Messenger RNA from Chrysochloris asiatica (Cape golden mole), 718 nucleotides. RefSeq names its product complexin 2 (gene CPLX2). Gene Ontology annotation, molecular function: syntaxin binding. Gene Ontology annotation, biological process: regulation of neurotransmitter secretion; synaptic vesicle exocytosis; neurotransmitter transport. NCBI's taxonomy places the organism in Eukaryota, Metazoa, Chordata, Mammalia, Afrosoricida, Chrysochloridae. The record is from RefSeq and is a predicted model, not a curated record. Bases 298 to 702 code for a protein of 134 amino acids. Gene Ontology annotation, cellular component: terminal bouton; SNARE complex. The transcript is spliced from 4 exons.
CAUCUGGAAGGGGAGCAGUGGCACGUCAGGGCCCGGCAGAGGGGCGUGAUUGGAGGGCGCCUUCGGCAGCCGCCCGCGGCAGGAGUCGCGGCCCCAGCUCGCCUGGCGGAGUUACACGAGGCGGCAGCAGGAGCUGGAGUCGCAGAAGGAACCGCCUCGCUGGGUCCGGCCGAAGCCGUGCAGUGGCUCAGACGGUUGCGGAGACCGCCAGGUUGAUACAUCUCCCAGAGCCAAGCUUUCUGGGAGUGCUGCAUGUGAAUUCGGCCGUGGGCUAGAGCACUAACUAGAACCAGCAGCAUGGACUUUGUCAUGAAGCAGGCCCUCGGAGGGGCCACCAAGGACAUGGGGAAGAUGCUGGGGGGAGAGGAGGAGAAGGACCCGGAUGCACAGAAGAAGGAAGAGGAACGGCAGGAGGCGCUACGACAGCAGGAGGAAGAGCGCAAGGCCAAGCAUGCACGCAUGGAGGCUGAACGUGAGAAGGUCCGGCAGCAGAUCAGAGACAAGUAUGGACUGAAGAAGAAGGAGGAGAAAGAAGCUGAGGAGAAGGCGGCCCUGGAGCAGCCCUGUGAGGGGAGCCUGACCCGGCCCAAGAAGGCCAUCCCAGCAGGCUGCGGGGACGAAGAGGAAGAGGAGGAAGAGAGCAUUCUGGAUACGGUGCUCAAAUACCUGCCCGGGCCACUGCAGGACAUGUUCAAGAAGUAACUGACCCUCCUGCCCC